AUGACAUGGGAUGAGUUUAAGGCACCGUUCCUUAAACAUCACAGUCCCAAAGCGGUUAUUAACAGGAUCAAGGAAGAAUUUAUCCAGUUGAGGAAAAAGGGUGAAUCAAUUGACAAAAUCACGGGUAUCUUCCUCGACAAACUGAGAUUCUGUAUUGAGUUACUGACGACUGAAGAGCAGAGAAUAUAUUACUACUAUAACAUGCUGAGUGCCGAAUAUCAGGAGUUCAUGACUCCCUCAAAAUACGAGACUCUCACCGAGAUAAUAAACACUGCUCCGGAACGAGAGAUUGAGCUGAAAAAGCAAGUUGAGAGGGGUGAACGAAGGGCACAGAUUGUUAAUCCAAGCCCUACAAUGAAGGCACGAACGACUGAAUCGUCAAAGAAGCAGGAUAUGAAAGGCGGGUCGCCGAGUUGUAAGGUAUGCGGGAAAGGGCAUAAGGGCAAGUGUCGCUUCAAGGAUAAAACAUGCCCUAUAUGCGGGAAGAGAGGGAAUAUGGCUUCACUAUGCCCAGGAAAAGUUUCGGUUUGUUACAAAUGCUACCAACCGGGCCACAAGAAAUCCGAAUGCCCGGACUUGGCCAGAAAGAAAGAUGGCAAAGGUUCCCAAAUAGAGGCUCAAAAGGCAAAGGCCAGAUCUUUCCAACUAACCGCGGCAAAAGCAAAGAUAGAACCCGAUGUGGUCUCAGAAGUAGAGAUAGGUGAUAAUAAAAGCUUUAUUGUGUGUGACGUGUGCCAAGAUUGCAAGUUGAGUAUCGAUGAUAAAGAAUACUCAAUAGACUUGAUCCCGAUGUCAAUGGGAGAAUUUCAAGUAGUGGUCGGGAUGGAUUCGUUAUCCCGACAUCACGCGGAGGUCAUGUGCUUCCGUAAGGAGAAAAAACUAACGUCUCCGAGCGGAAAGCACGUUACCAUUUAUGGCGAGAAAGGGGGCAAUCCCGUGAUAUGUUCAAUGUUAAAAGCUCAUAAGCUUAUAUGGCGUGGAUGUAAAGCGUUUAUGAUUUAUGCAUGCGAACCGGAGAAAGAGUCGUUGAAAAUUGGAGACGUACCGGUGGUACGUGAAUAUGAAGAUGUGUUUCCGGAAGACUUACUGGGAAUACCGCCAGAACGGGAAGUAGAAUUCAGAAUCGAAUUGUUUCCGGGUGCAAAACCCGUAGCUAAGGUGCCGUAUCGGCUCGCGCCAUCGGAGCUACAAGAGUUGCUCGUCUUUGAGGUUGAAUUUGAGAAGAUGUCAAGUGAUGAAUUUAUCAUAAAGACUUCGUUGAAAAACGUAUAUGACCUUUGGCAAAUCAUGAAGCCUCAAUUUGUUAUCUAA
Messenger RNA from Helianthus annuus (common sunflower), 1311 nucleotides. RefSeq lists its product as uncharacterized. The transcript is spliced from 5 exons. Gene Ontology annotation, molecular function: nucleic acid binding; zinc ion binding. The coding region runs from base 1 to 1311 and encodes 436 amino acids. The record is from RefSeq and is a predicted model, not a curated record. Lineage: Eukaryota; Viridiplantae; Streptophyta; Magnoliopsida; Asterales; Asteraceae.